CAUGGCAGGUGCUUGCCAAAAAGGCGAGCGCGUGAUAAAUGUUACACGUUUUUUGCCGUGUAUUUCACAUCCUUAGAUCAGUGUUUGAUCUUUAUGGUGAUAUUAUUACACUUUACAAUAUGUGUAAUAUUAGGAAACAUAAAAUGGUUUAGCAGAAACUGACGGAUUUGCCAGCUGGAAGAGACAGAAUCGACCGGUAUUGCGAUUUUCAGAUUUGUUUCCUUGUUAAUUUGCCAACCAUCCAGCAGACAUGAUGAAUAACUUGACAAAUGCCACGUCGGUGAACAUCUCGUUUGACAACCUGUACCCGGCCAUCUUGGAGUGUUUUAUCAUCAUCCUCCUUGGCUACAUGGCAGGGCGCACCAGUCUCAUCAGCCCUACUCACAGCAAAGGGAUUGGGACAUUCGUCUCCAGCUUCUGUCUGCCGGCACUGCUCUUCAAGAGCAUGUGUGAGCUCCGCUUUGAGCAGGUCAACUGGACAUUCCUCAGCAGCAUCCUCAUCGCCAAGACCGUCGUGUUCAUCAUCAUCAUCGUCAUCAGUCUCGUCAUCAAGCGGCCAGUCAAUCUCGGAUACGCAGGACUGUUCGCGAUAUUCUGUACACAGAGCAAUGACUUCGCUCUCGGAUAUCCCAUAUUGCAAGCUCUAUACCAAGACACACACCCCGACUACUUACAGUAUAUUUACCUGAUAGCUCCAAUAUCACUGGUGUUCCUCAACCCGAUUGGCUUCACACUGAUGGAAAUUCACAAACGGCGGGGGACCACUGGGGUGGAAACGGGGGCGUGCACCGUCGCCUGGCAAGUGGUUUGGAGUGUCGUUGCUAACCCGAUCGUCUUCAUGACGGCGAUUGGAAUCGCUGGGAAUUUUGCUUUUAAACAAACCGUUCCAAACAUCCUGCGAGACAUUCUACAAGUGUUGGGCAAUGCAUUCAGUGCAACAGCCUUGUUUUAUCUUGGUUUAAGUCUUGUCGGCAAGGUCAAGGCCGUCCGAGGUAUUGGACUUCUGGUGCCUAUUUUACUGAUUGGUGCAAAGACUUUACUGUUGCCAUUUGUUACAUGGGAGGUGAUUGGCUGGCUGACGAACAAGGACACAUCAAUCAUGAAGGCCAAUGAGAGUGAAUCUCUCAGCAUGUAUGGCUUCCUGUAUGGCACGUUUCCCACGGCGCCCUCUGUGUUUCUGUACGCCAGUCAGCACAACAUAGCCGAGGACAUUAUUGCUACAGGUAUGGUCGUGUGCACGUUUAUCUCUGCUCCACUGAUGUUCGUAUCGGCUAAGAUGAUGACCGUCAUUGUGAACAGUGAACUCGACUACAAGAGUCUUCUUCGCGAGACGUUCUUCGACACAAGUAUUAUCAGCAUCAUCUGCUGUGUUUGGGUCAUGGGUGUUCUGUUUCUAAGUGGACGAUGGAAACGGAUACCUCACCGGUUCACAAUGUGUCUCAUAUUUUGUCAGCUCAUCGGCUGCAUUGGCAUGGUGAUGUACUGUCAGAGUGACGGAGUGCCGCUGUGGAGGCAGUACUUUCAGAUGGUGCUGCUCCUCGUCGGGGUGUUCGGGACACGGUGCUGCACGUCGAUGGUUGCCUUGGUGAUGUGUCUCAUACACACGCGCAGUCUGUGUUAUGUGUUCCGGGUUCAAGUCUGGUUGCUCUUCUUCGGCUUUGGUAUACCCAUAACAACGGUUGGCCUGUUGUUUUUCUGUGGCCACCAGCACAUAGUCCACGAAAUAGACCCGUCGUUCCAUCUCGGAGACACCCAGUCUAUAUUUUCCGUGCUGGUGUUACUAAUAAACAUUAUUCUGACCAUCACUGCACUGAUAAUACGUCAGCGCAAUGACCGGCUGUUGACGCCAGUGACAACGUCGCCUCCUGAAGAUACAACAUCACCACACCAAGGUGGCGCCCUCCUCAACAACCCAGACUCGUCGGAUACGUGGGAUCUGCUUAACACCGAGCCCAAGCAGAGGAUCGAGUUCCCGGACUUCCAGAAGUAUGAGUCUUGUGAAGGGACCCAUUCCUUUACAGAUCAAAACAUUGAAGAAAUAAUUCCGUUCCCAAAGAAUUUGGUCCAGGAUUCAGAAUAUUCGAGUUCUGAUUCGUCCCUGACAUCCGAGACGCUGCUCGAAUCAAGUCUCAACGAGCGAACAUGUCUACUCGGCCAGUGUUCAUCAGAACAGCGCCGACAGUGUCAGAGUAGACUGCAGUCUUACCUGGCUAAUACCAUCGUCAUUGACGACACGACUCCACGGCAGAAACAAAGUAUCCAGGAUUCCCUGCAGGACGAGUACCAGACCGGACACCACCUAGUGCUAAUUCUUCUUUUGCUUUUGUCGAUGUUUAUAGGUUUAUUUCUGUGUGUGUGGAGAAUGUUCAACAAACAUCCAACAGGGAUAUACAUAGAGGUGGAGUUCCUAGACGGUGUGUUCAACUACGGACAGGGUUUUCUUAUAUUUGCUGUAUUUGGUUUUGACACAAGACUCAUGUUUUCGCCCCUAAUUAGAAGAUAUAUAUGUAAUAUACAAUAUAUACGCUUCCCAAGGGCCAUGCUUGCCGUCCUAACUUGUAUGAGGAAUUUGAAACGAUGUUUUUUAAAACGAUUGCUUGGCUCCUCAAAUAAACCCAUCUGAUUGGUUAACUUGGCUUGGUGAUAGCGUGUGCAUGUUCACAUAAUGUACCCUAAAGACUUGUUUAAAACAUUCACAAAAAGUGUGUGAAAUGUCUCCGCAAAAACAUUUUUUGCUCCCAAAUUUUAUUUUGUGUGGUAGUGUAUUUAAUUCACUACUAUGUGAUUGUGGUGGAAUAAACUUGUACCAAAGAUUGGACCCGAAUUAUAUCACCUGUGAAAUAAACAUAUUUCAUUAUAUAAGUAGUAGAUACCCUGUUUGUCAUUGGAUUGAAAUCUGGUAGGUAGUGGGUUCAUGUCCCACCUGUAGCCAUGACGGGGAGGGGAGAUUUUGUCAUAUCUAUACUUGCUCCAACCUUUAGUUAAAACACAUCUGGGCUCAGUUAGAAGAUGGCUAUUUUCAAGUUUCAAUGUGAAUAUUGGUAUCUCACAAGUGAAGGAUAACCCACCUCCCCCAUAUAUGUUGGACGGUUAACCCAGCAGACAGAUGGGUUAUACUAUUCUCAGCUGUACAAAUGUGGACUGUGUGGUCAUCUGAAAAACUGUUGUCGACUGUACUUAUCUUGGGUCUGAUUUUAUUGGCUUUCGGGGUUAGAAUUGAAAAAAAAAUCCCACUGGAGAGACUAGUAGUCUAAAAAAGUUAAUAGUCCCCAAGAAAAAUCACAAGCCAUUCCCACAUACACACUAUUGAGUCAUCCUGAGAAGAUGAAACCUGUGUGGGUUCUAUCAGGCUGUUAAAGAACACACAUUACGGUACCUAUGUAGGGUAUCAUGGUGAAAUGGCCUGACAGCCAACAUCUUAAAUUCAAGGGUCAGAAUUACUAACCCGGGUGACCUUUUUCCUCUUUUUUUUUUUUUCUUCUCUUUUUUCUUUUCUUUUCUUUUCUUAAUAUUUUUUUUACCAAGGGACUAGCAUCAGUUAAACUUCUCGUCCACAACAAUUUCUAUUCACAUCGGGCGAAGGAGCAAGAGUUAUUCUCCACACAAUAUAUUUGGCAUUAAUUGUCUCAAAUUCCAAUUAUUACUUACAUACAUGUAUUUAUUUGGCUGUCUGGGUCCGCUUGCAGAGUUAUGCAUGUUGGGUUGUAUUCCUCCAUUACAAUAUGUUACUGUCUUUCAACAGUAAAUCGGUGAUGGUACUGUCAGUGUGUUUGUUUGGUACAUGUGUAUUUGGUGCAGUUUGUAGUCCGGUAGUGUUAUCGUGGUGAUCUGGUUUGCUGCACACACAGGUCAUAUUUCUCCUGUUACUGCUUUUAUGACAUAAUGGUGAUAACGAAAUGUUGGUGCUCUGUAUAUUUUGGAGGAAAUUGUGACCAACCCUAAAAAACGCAAUAGCAACAUUUUAAUGAUUUUAUUAAAUAACAUUAUGUGGAAAAAGGUAGAAAAAAUACUGAGGUGGGGGUAAGAAACAUCAACCCAAAUGAACUAGGGCAAUUUAUUAUGACAACCAAACUAUUUUUUUAAUUAAAAAAAAAAUCUAUUUUUAAGGUUGGUCCUACUGGAAGCAUUGAAUAUGUCCUAUUAACAUUUAACAGUGAGUUUACCAGCUUACUAAAGGUCUUGCUGUAAAUUUAUGUUUCUCUUUUUACAGUUGAGAAACAAUCAAAUAACUGGUAUAACAAUUUAUAUAUUAGUUAUUACUAUAUGACCGUGUAUAGUAUAUUAGUUAUUACUAUAUUUUGUUAUUUACUUU
Messenger RNA from Gigantopelta aegis, 4312 nucleotides. RefSeq names its product integral membrane protein GPR155-like. The transcript has 15 exons. Gene Ontology annotation, biological process: transmembrane transport; intracellular signal transduction. Gene Ontology annotation, cellular component: membrane. Lineage: Eukaryota; Metazoa; Mollusca; Gastropoda; Neomphalida; Peltospiridae. The record is from RefSeq and is a predicted model, not a curated record. Bases 251 to 2623 code for a protein of 790 amino acids.